CUGCGCAUGCGCACGGCGCGGACCAAGAUGGCGGCUCCCGUGGAUCUGGAGUUGAAGAAGGCCUUUACAGAGCUCCAAGCCAAAGUCAUUGACACCCAGCAGAAGGUGAAGCUUGCAGACAUACAGAUUGAGCAGCUAAGCAGAACGAGAAAGCAUGCGCAUCUUACAGACACAGAGAUUAUGACUCUGGUCGAUGAGACUCACAUGUAUGAAGGUGUAGGAAGAAUGUUUAUUCUUCAGUCCAAGGAGGUUAUUCACAACCAGCUGUUAGAGAAACAGAAAAUUGCAGAAGAAAAAAUUAAGGAACUGGAACAGAAAAAAUCUUACCUUGAGCGGAGUGUCAAGGAAGCUGAGGACAACAUCCGGGAGAUGCUGAUGGCAAGAAGGGCCCAGUAGGAAGUCCAAGGAGACUCCCCCUCACCCACCUCCCCAACCUUCUUGGCAAGGAUGGGCAUGGGGCAAGGAAAGCCUUUGCUCGCCCCAUCGAAACUGUACUGGGCAGCCUCACCACCCCACAUUGUCUCCACUACCCAAGUCCCUUACAGAUCUCAACCCACAGUUGUUACCUGCCUCUGCCUGCCGCUCCUGUCCAGACACGCCCCUCUCCCAGGGGUCAGGGCUGACUUCCCUCUGGGGAAGGCAGGAGCCAGGGGAGCUCUGGCCGAGCCUACCAUUGGUACCAUGCUGGUCAGACCAAUAAAGGCUUCUGCCUCACA
Molecule: messenger RNA, 716 nt
Organism: Echinops telfairi (small Madagascar hedgehog)
Lineage: Eukaryota; Metazoa; Chordata; Mammalia; Afrosoricida; Tenrecidae
Gene: PFDN1
Product: prefoldin subunit 1
Exons: 4
Coding region: 7-396 (129 amino acids)
Biological process (GO): protein folding
Cellular component (GO): cytoplasm; prefoldin complex
Molecular function (GO): protein folding chaperone
Source: RefSeq, a predicted model, not a curated record